AUUUAUAAUCAUUUAUUGCAAACGAUAAUUUUAUCAUUUUAUUAGUUUUAUUGAACUUUUUUUUUGUCACUUGCAAGAACGUUUAUAAAAGAAUGACUAAUUCCGCACUCUUAUCAAUAACUUCUAUUGUCAUUCAAAUCUAACGGCAAAUACAAUCAAAAUUGAAACUUUUUAUAUAAAAAAAUAUUUCAAAUAAUCACAAUAUUUUUAAUGUCUUCAUCAGCUUUAAAUAUAGGAACCAAUUGAAGAAUACAGUCAUUUUUAGUAUAUCGACUUAAUAUUCAAAUUUCUUCCUAAAUUUUACUUGAAAAUUAUUUCAAGUGUUUUAUUAUUUUCGAAGGAGAAUAUAAUUAUUGAAAUGAAAGCAGAAAAGAUUAAUUUUCUUAGUUUGAAUUUUAUCUUCAUUUUUUACACGCCAUUAGUUUAUGGUCUGCCAGUAAAUUUUUCAGGCUACUGGCACGAACGAGCUGAAAUCAUUCGAUUUGAGGAAAUUUCUUCCUUUGGAUCGGAAAUUUUGUUGAAUGAUGACGAAAUGCUCGUGAAUCGAAUUUUAAUGAGGGAAAAAUUACAUGAGAUUGAUGAAGGUUUUGAAGACGAAGGCAAAUUUCUCCCACGAUCCAAUUUUUUGACAGUGAAGGAAAAAAUUGAAAAAUCGAAAGUUUUCAAAAUAAUUCAAAAACUACCGAAAGGAGGACUUUUGCAUGCUCACGAUGUGGGAACAGUUUCGCAGGAAUAUAUUUUGGAAAAAGUCACAUAUCUCCCUAAUCUUUAUGUCUGCGAUUCGAAGGGGAAACUGCAACUUCAAUUUUUCGACACUCCUGACGAAUUUUGCGAUUGGAAAUUACUCAGCGAUGUGAGAAAAGAUCCAAAGAGUGAGGAACAAAUUAAUAAUCGAAUUUUGCAUCAAAUGUCAAUGAUGACAGAUAAUCCAGCUAAAUCCUAUCCUAAUGGUUACAAAGCGUGGAUGAAAUUCCAAAAUCUCUUCUAUUUCCUCGGCUCUUUCAUGAGAUACAAACCUGUGUUCGCCGACUAUUAUUAUCAAUUAUUGAAAGAAAACUAUGAAGAUAAAGUUUUGUACAUCGAAUUAAGAGUGAGUUUGCCUAAAUUGUACGAAUUGAAUGGAAAAAUUUACACACCAAAGGAAGUGAUUACAAUUAUCAAGAGUGUCGUCGACAGAUUUGUCAGUGAACAUCCUGACUUUGUGGGAGUGAAAAUAAUUUAUUCUAAGCAAAGAAAAAUGUCGGAGGCUCAAAUGGCGGAUUUUUUGCGUUACUAUAAAGUGAUAAAAAGUUUACAUCCAUCGUUUGUUGCCGGUCUUGAUUUGGUUGGACAUGAGGAUAAGGGAACUUCUUUAAGUACAUUUGCAAAUCAAAUUCUAGAAUUAGGGAAAAAUGAGGAUGUAACUUUUUUUCACGCCGGCGAAACAGAUUGGAAUGGAUUGAGCACUGAUGAAAAUUUAAUUGAUGCUGUUUUACUAAAUACAAAAAGAAUUGGUCAUGGUUUUGCUCUGCCGAAACAUCCGAAAGUAAUGGAACUCGUAAAAGAAAAGAACAUUGCAAUAGAAGUGAAUCCAAUUUCAAAUCAAAUUUUGAAUCUCGUCGCUGACCUAAGAAAUCAUCCGGCGAGCAUUUUAUUUGCCGAAAAUUUUCCAGUGGUCGUUUGCAGUGACGAUCCAGGACUUUGGGGUGCGAAAGGUUUGAGUUAUGAUUUCUAUGAAGCUUUCAUGGGUAUAAUGUCCCGGAAAUCAGAUCUUAGAGCACUGAAGAAACUUGCUUUAAAUUCAAUUGAAUACAGUGCAAUGAAUGGAGAAGAAAAAUUGAAAGCUCUAAUGAUUUUUAAAGAACAGUGGAGUCAUUUUCUACAUGAGAUUAUUGAUGAAAAUAACGAAAAAGACGUUCAAGUAAAAAUGAUCUGAUACGAAUAAUUAUUAUUUAUACUUGCGACAAAAGUCAAGUGUUGACUUUUGUUCAGAUAGGUAUUUUUCAGGAAUUACAUUUAAUAUUUAACAAACAUUUUUUCUUUUGUUUACUGUACAGAAAACUGUUUUAAUGGAAAAAAUAAGAAACUAUAUUUUAGAGUGUAAAUACUUGUAAAUACAAUUCGAUAAUUAAUAAUUAUAGAGAUUUGUAUAAAAAUAAAUUUGUUUUUUAAUUUAAUACUGCACUUAAAAAAAAU
Molecule: messenger RNA, 2175 nt
Organism: Leptopilina heterotoma
Lineage: Eukaryota; Metazoa; Arthropoda; Insecta; Hymenoptera; Figitidae
Product: adenosine deaminase 2-like
Exons: 5
Coding region: 359-1915 (518 amino acids)
Biological process (GO): inosine biosynthetic process; adenosine catabolic process
Molecular function (GO): adenosine deaminase activity
Source: RefSeq, a predicted model, not a curated record